CUGGAUUUUUGUAAACUAAAAUCGUUAAAUCAGUAUAAAAGCAGAUGAGUUUAAGUACUAAUCAUCAGUCAAUCAAUUGUUUUACUUGUGCAUCAAGCCUGAUCAGCCAAGACAGUAAAAAUGAAGGUUGUCAGUGCCAUCCUAGCGCUGGUUCUAGCCAUCUGCGCUAAUGCUUCUCCUUCGCCAUAUGUCCAAGAUGUUGUGACCUACUCCAACCCGUGGCCUCUGAAGACCAGCACGGUUUGGCCCGCAUAUGGUGGAUUGUACGGUGGUAAGGUCGCUGUGGUCCCAGAUGUUGCAUACGGAAAGUACGCCUACCCGAACGUGUAUGGAAGUUGGCCUGCGAAUGGCAAGAACUGGGGAUACUCUUCGCCGGUUGUCGCCGUUGGCACCAAAGUAGUGGACAAUGGACUGUGGAAUUAUGGUGGCUAUGGAUAUGGCAAAAACUGGGGUAACUCCGCGCCAGUUGUAACUGUUGGUGCCAAGGUGGUAGACAAUGGUUUGUGGAACAAUGGUGGUUACGGCUACGGAUACGGACUGGGGCACAACAAGUAUUGGUAUUAGGUAUCAUACGAAUUCCGUUUAAUUAAUAAAGAAUUAUAACCAGCGCAUGACUUUAUUUCUUUUACUUUUGGAAAUUAUAUUUAACAAUUACAAACAUCGAGUCACGUUAAGUGUUGUUGCUGUCAUUGUUCAUAAACUAAGUCCAGUAUGUCAAAUGAAAAUUGUAACAAUCACAGG
Molecule: messenger RNA, 741 nt
Organism: Armigeres subalbatus
Lineage: Eukaryota; Metazoa; Arthropoda; Insecta; Diptera; Culicidae
Product: shematrin-like protein 1
Exons: 2
Coding region: 121-564 (147 amino acids)
Source: RefSeq, a predicted model, not a curated record